Molecule: messenger RNA, 603 nt
Organism: Fusarium keratoplasticum
Lineage: Eukaryota; Fungi; Ascomycota; Sordariomycetes; Hypocreales; Nectriaceae
Exons: 6
Coding region: 1-603 (200 amino acids)
Biological process (GO): small GTPase-mediated signal transduction; cortical cytoskeleton organization; regulation of cell shape
Cellular component (GO): plasma membrane; cytoplasmic vesicle; cell projection
Molecular function (GO): GTPase activity; protein kinase binding; GTP binding
Source: RefSeq, a predicted model, not a curated record
AUGGCUCAGCCAGGCGUGCAAUCGUUGAAGUGUGUUGUGACUGGUGAUGGUGCAGUUGGCAAGACUUGUCUGCUCAUCUCAUACACCACGAAUGCCUUCCCCGGCGAAUACAUCCCCACCGUCUUCGAUAACUACUCGGCGAGUGUGAUGGUGGAUGGCAAGCCCAUUAGCCUGGGUCUCUGGGAUACCGCUGGUCAGGAGGAUUACGACCGACUGCGACCUCUGUCCUACCCCCAGACCGACGUUUUCCUCAUCUGCUUCUCCAUCGUCAGCCCCCCCUCUUUUGACAACGUCAAGGCCAAGUGGCACCCUGAGAUCGACCAUCAUGCGCCCAAUAUCCCCAUCAUCCUGGUCGGAACCAAGCUCGAUCUUCGAGAAGACGCCGCUACACUCGAGUCCCUCCGCCAAAAGCGUAUGGAGCCCGUGUCGUACGAACAGGCGCUGGCUUGCGCCAAGGAAAUCAAGGCAUACAAGUACCUUGAGUGCUCCGCUCUGACUCAAAGGAACCUUAAGAGCGUUUUCGACGAGGCUAUUCGGGCUGUCCUUAACCCUCGGACUCAGACUAGCAAGGCCCCCAAAAAUAAGAAGUGCUCGAUCCUGUAG